AUGCGAGCCUCUGAGCUCCCUGGACUGGGCUUGCAAACAGUGCAGAAUCUGGAGAAUCAGAAAUCCGAUAUAUUGGCACUAAAGCUGGACAGGGUCGACCGAGUCGCGAGUGCUAGUGCGCUUCUUGUUCACCUAGGCCUUCUCAUCUGGGCAAUUGAGGUCUUGUGGUUGUGGUUAGCAGGUAUCAACAAAAUGGCAGAAUCUGCUUUGGCCCGAAAUAUCUUGCGGUUCACAAGAACGCUUUUGGUUUCCAUUUCGCUUACUGCAACUGUAUCAGCCAUGAUCAUUGGGCUGAUCUGGCUGGGCCUGAAGUACACUGGACGCUUUCCCCAGCAGGAUAAGCCAACACGGGUUCUUAAUCUGCAAUUCAAGGCAGCAGCAAUGUUUUUGUUUCUGUCUGCUCUUGUGUCGGAAGGAAGAAGCGAGAACAAAGAAGCCUGUAAUGAUUGUCCCAAGCCAUUCAUCCCCCCUCCACCAUUGUGGUUGCAUAGAGGCAAAAUUAUGGCUGUUAUUUGGUACUUCAUCGCAGCCAUAUAUUCGGGAUUCUGGUUCUCGCUUUUAUGGAUCUGUCGCCGCUGGCCAGUCGUCGCAAGCGCCUUACUCAUUGAACAGCCAUCUGCAGACCCGGGUGAGGGGGGUCAGCACUCCGAUCCUCCGAUUCCGCAGCCAUCUCUCAUCGACUUUGAAGCUUGGGUGUCGCUGUGCUUCUUCCUGACGAAUAUUGUGGUUGUUGUCUUGUGGUAUGCUUUCAUAUACGAUUCCACAGGCACAGCGAAUCCACCCUGGACAGAUAUUUUCGGGAAGUGA
Cadophora gregata is the source of this 807-nucleotide messenger RNA. RefSeq lists its product as uncharacterized. The transcript has a single exon. The record is from RefSeq and is a predicted model, not a curated record. The coding region runs from base 1 to 807 and encodes 268 amino acids. Lineage: Eukaryota; Fungi; Ascomycota; Leotiomycetes; Helotiales; Ploettnerulaceae.